This is a messenger RNA of Daucus carota subsp. sativus, 1860 nucleotides long. Its product is annotated as cytochrome P450 86A1. The record is from RefSeq and is a predicted model, not a curated record. Lineage: Eukaryota; Viridiplantae; Streptophyta; Magnoliopsida; Apiales; Apiaceae. Gene Ontology annotation, molecular function: monooxygenase activity; oxidoreductase activity, acting on paired donors, with incorporation or reduction of molecular oxygen; heme binding. The transcript has a single exon. Bases 87 to 1625 code for a protein of 512 amino acids.
UAUAUAUUAACCUCUCUCACCCUCUUUCAUUACUAUCAACAAUUCGAGUGCACUUCAUUUCUCCGAUUUCUAGGAAACACUCUCAAAUGGAAACCCUACUCAUAACAUUCAGUCUUGUAGCGGCAACAACAGCCUAUUUUUUAUGGUUCUUUGCGCUCUCUUAUAAGCUGACCGGUCCGAGAGUCUGGCCGAUCGUCGGCAGCCUCCCGGUUCUCUGGAUGAACCGGAGGCGCUUCCACGACUGGGUUGCGGAAAAUCUCCUCGCAACCGGAAGCGCCGCCACCUACCAAACUACCACCAUCGCGGUUCCAUAUUUUGCUCGUAAACAAGGGUUUUACACCGUGACAUGCAACCCUAAGAACAUCGAGCAUAUUCUUCGAACUCGCUUCGAUAAUUACCCGAAAGGUCCCACGUGGCAAACCGCUUUUCAUGAUCUUUUGGGGCAGGGGAUAUUCAAUAGUGAUGGAGAGACGUGGCUGAUUCAACGCAAGACGGCGGCGCUUGAGUUCACUACUCGGACACUUCGACAAGCUAUGGCGAGGUGGGUGAGUAGAACGAUCAAAACUCGAUUCUGGAAGAUUCUCGAAAAAGCAUCCGCGGAGCAACGAGCCGUGGAUUUACAAGAUUUAUUGUUGAGGCUCACGUUUGAUAAUAUUUGCGGCCUUACGUUCGGGAAAGACCCGGAGACUCUGUCUCCGGGUCUUCCUGAUAAUCCGUUCGCCAAAGCGUUCGAUUCGGCCACGGAAGCGACACUGCAGCGCUUACUGUACCCCGAAUUUUUGUGGAGGUUGAAGAAAACAUUUGGAAUCGGAGGCGAAUUGAAGCUGAAAAAAUGUCUCGAAAUUGUGGAGAAUUACAUGACGGAUACGAUCACGGCACGAAAAGAGUCUCCUUCGGAUGAUUUAUUAUCUCGGUUCAUGAAGAAAAAAGACGCUCAUGGGAGAUCAUUUCCGAGUCAUGUGCUGAAACGCAUCGCGCUCAACUUUGUUCUAGCAGGCCGCGACACUUCUUCCGUGGCGAUGAGCUGGUUCUUCUGGCUCGUCAUGAACAAUCCGAACGUCGAACGGAAGAUCAUAAGCGAAAUAUCUCGUGUUUUGUCACAAACGCGAGGCGAAGAUCGUAAAUUAUGGGUCGAGGAGCCGAUAAUUUUCGACGAAGCAGAUAAAUUAAUUUACCUAAAGGCUGCGCUUGCUGAGACUCUUCGUUUGUAUCCCUCGGUGCCCGAGGAUUUCAAAUAUGUGGUCUCGGAUGAUGUUUUACCCGACGGGACGUUCGUCCCGUCGGGUUCAACCGUGACCUAUUCGAUUUAUUCUAUGGGGAGAAUGAAGAGUAUAUGGGGUGAAGAUUGCAUGGAGUUUAAACCGGAAAGGUGGCUCUCACCCGAGGAAGACCGGUUCGAACCGCCUCAAGAUGUGUACAAAUUUGUGGCUUUUAACGCUGGACCGAGGACUUGUUUAGGGAAAGACUUGGCGUACUUGCAAAUGAAAUCUGUGGCUUCAGCUGUGCUGCUGCGUUACCGGCUUUUACCGGUUCCGGGUCACCGGGUCGAACAGAAGAUGUCACUGACCCUGUUCAUGAAGAAUGGGUUACGGGUCUACUUGAAUCCACGAGAGCUUGAGAGUUGAGACGGGUAUUUAGAUGGAGGGGUAUAAUCGUCUCUCUAAGUUGGAGGAAAUUUGUUUAAGGGGUUAGUUAAAGGGUAUACUUGUCAUUUCAAGCAAAUUUAUAUUCAUACUUAGUUUUGAUUUUUGUUACAGGUGUUUGGUUUUUGUUUAAAAGUCAUACCAAGUUGAAAUGGUUGUCCGGUGUUUUCUUCGUGAUGUCAAUAAAAAAUAUAAUCGAUAUAUACAUUUAUCAUCA